Molecule: messenger RNA, 6185 nt
Organism: Ochotona princeps (American pika)
Lineage: Eukaryota; Metazoa; Chordata; Mammalia; Lagomorpha; Ochotonidae
Gene: CLIC5
Product: chloride intracellular channel 5
Exons: 6
Coding region: 257-1642 (461 amino acids)
Source: RefSeq, a predicted model, not a curated record
CUUCUUCCAUGUUGUUAAUUGAAAGAGAAGGGAAUUCUGUUAAUGGCAGAGGCUAGCUAACUAAGAAUUUCAGUGCAUACUGAUCUGAUAAUUUAAUACAAUCUCAAACUUAUCCAAGGAAUCUUAGAGUGACUGACAAGUAAGAGAAACUCAAAGUAAAGUAAGAAUUAUCUGUAGGAGUGAAGGAGUUAACUGAGUGUGUAAACUUUAUCUUUUGUCCCAUGGACUUGUGGUUUGCUUAUGGAAGCCUCAGUAAAUGAUUGUUAGAGACCUGUCAUUAUUAGUUGUUGCUAUUUGCUGCUUCAAAAGCCUAGUGAUUUCCUUGCAAAGCAGGCAGCAUCUUCUUUUCUUUCCUCAUUUUAGAUCUACUCUGCCUACCAAAGGAUCUAUCAGCUCAACAACCAUGAACGGUGGUGACUACAGCAACAUCCACGACACAAUCCAAAAAGAGAGGAUGUAUGAGGUCCCAGACCGACCAGAAGAAAAUGAAGGUCCUUUUUAUGAUGAGGUCCAUGAAGACCUAGGACCAGAAAAGCGUCUGCAUGCCACAAGGCUGGGAGCCCUUGGGAAUGAUCCAGUGUCAGUCCAUGUCAUUGGGAGCGAAGACCACAACUUCACCUCUCCCCAGGUAAAAGCAAAAGGCUACCUAAAGCCUGAUGCGGUGGUGAUGGUCCCAUAUUCUCAUUCAGGUGAGCCCCAGGACGGCAGGGACAUCACAAUGGAAGAACCACAUUUGCCAGCCUGGGACCAGGUACGCUACCCAGAGGAGCCAUGGGCGAAUGGAAUACUGAUGAAGGAAGACCUGGCUUCCCCCUCAAACUUCUCCAUCCAGCACAGCAGGGCUUUCUCCACGAGCAAGGGGCCCUCUGCCUACUAUGCUGAUGCCAACAGUUUGAAAGAAGAUGAAGCAACUUCCACGGAUCCCGAGAUCUAUCUUUUUGUGAAGGCUGGAAUUGACGGGGAGAGCAUUGGCAACUGUCCCUUCUCUCAGCGUCUCUUUAUGAUCCUUUGGCUGAAAGGAGUCGUGUUCAACGUCACCACUGUGGACCUGAAAAGAAAGCCAGCUGACCUGCACAACCUCGCCCCUGGGACCCAUCCGCCCUUCCUGACCUUCAACGGGGAUGUGAAGACAGAUGUUAACAAGAUCGAGGAGUUCCUGGAGGAGACCUUAACCCCUGAGAAGUACCCUAGGCUGGCUGCAAAACACCGGGAAUCCAACACAGCAGGCAUUGACAUUUUCUCCAAGUUCUCUGCCUACAUCAAAAACACCAAGCAGCAGAACAAUGCUGCCCUCGAGAGAGGCCUGACCAAAGCUCUGAAGAAACUGGAUGACUACCUGAACACACCUCUGCCAGAGGAGAUCGAUGCCAACAUGCAUGGGGAGGAAGACAAGGGGUCCCGACGCAAGUUCCUAGAUGGAGACGAGCUGACCCUGGCUGACUGCAAUCUGCUGCCCAAACUCCAUGUGGUCAAGAUUGUGGCCAAGAAAUACCGCAACUAUGACCUCCCAGCUGAGAUGACAGGCCUGUGGCGGUACCUGAAAAAUGCCUACGCCCGGGACGAAUUCACCAACACCUGUGCAGCUGACGCUGAGAUUGAGCUGGCCUAUGCAGAUGUCGCCAAGCGCCUCAGCCGAUCCUGAACACCACCCAGCUCUGUCCCUGCUGCAGAAGAACUCAACUGCCCCCAAAGGACUCCAGCUCCAAGGACCCGCUUCCUCAUUGCCUCAGAAAACCUUGUAUUUUUCUCUUUGCAUCAGGCUUCACCUUGCUGACCUCACCCAUACUCCAGCACAUGAUCUUUUAAGAAGCUCAGCACCCACCCAUCCCUUGCCUUACCAUUCAGGGGUCUGGCAAGCAGAAAGGACAGGAGCUGGCAGCUACUAAACCUGCUGGUUUAAUUUGGGUUUGCUGUACUGGGGUGCAGUGUUAGAGAGCCCACGUAUGGGAUUGUCACUAUCCCCUUCUGCCAAUAUCAAAAUAUCAUCUCAGAUGCUUUAGAAAUGUGCAACACCAGCUCCUCUGCCACCCUCCUCUUUGUCGGUCAUUGUAUGGCCAAGGACAAUUGUCCUCUUAGUUCUUAUUAGAAAAAAGAUCCCUGCCUUAUUAAAGAAGACAGAGUGAAUGAAGGACUGAGUUGGCUGAUUGGGAAUGUCCAGGAAGCAUAUCUUCAGCCACUCCUUGCUUCUGCUACUCCUGUCAUUGGGCACUGAAGCUGAGAUUGGCACCCUGUCUACUUGCUGGACUGCUGAGAAAGCUGAAAUGCUGUUAUGUACCUGGCCAAUGCUGACCUUGGCGUUUAUGCUGAUUGGGCCAUGCCAGAAUAUAAAUAGACAGGCAGUUCUAACCUGGGGUGACUGGGAAGGGGAGAUGAGGGGAGCAAUGUUGAUGCCAAAAGGCCCACAGGGUCUAUCAGCCAUGGAGUUUGCUUGUUUAGGGGUAGUGUGAUUGGGGAUUAUACCCCUGAGUUUGACUGUGUGUGUUCAUGAGUGGUUUCUAGUCUAGGAGAAAGCAGGUAGGGGGUGAGGAGAAGGAUGGGUAAAGACAAACGAUUUCUUCAUGAAAUUUCUUGUUCCCCAGUAAGCUUACAGAUAGUUCUUUUCUUUCAUGAUCUAACUAAAUCUUGGACCAAUGGUAUGAUUUAACUACCAGUCUUACUACAAAAACUCAAUAAUUGGCCAAAAAUAUCCUCUCAAUGUCUCAUAGUUGCUUCUGGAUAUGAGUCGGCCAGUUGGGUACUCUCAGGGCUUCCCCUGGCUCUGAUCCAGCUGCAGACAUUGAUGGCAGAGACACAGUAGGCAAAUGGCACAGUCAUGGCACACCUGAGGAAGAAAGUCCAGGGGACUAUCUGACUGGGAAACCAUGUGGUAAAAGAAACCAUUUACCCAUCUGGAUUAAUUUUCCUACUAGUAGAUUCAACUGCCAGAUUGAAAAAAAAAUUUUGUGUUAGCUAAUAUUUCACUCAUUCAUCAUUCUCCUUGACUCAACUCCUUACAAACUCUCCUGGCCUUAUCAUGGGACAUGUGAAGAGGAAAAUAAGAAAAAUGAACCAAUCUUCGACUCCCUCUCCUGGUGAACGCCCUGUGAGGAAAGCCAUCCAUGCCAGGGCCCCACCUGCAAAAAUUCUCCCUUCUGUGUUGCUUCAUGCGUGGUAGAGGGGAAGGUUCCCAAGUGCCGGAAAGGCCCUGGACUUGGCUCAUUUCUCAGCGAGGGCAGGGUAGCACGGGUCCUUUCCAUAGAAACAUCAACAAACUAACUCAAGCAAUGCCUGGACCCACCUGCCUCCAGGGAUCUCUGAAGGAAAUAAGUGAUCCAUUGAUCAAACCAGAGGACAGGAAGCAGGAGGUCUCCUUCAACCCACUGAGGAAGGGAAAUUUCUCAGUAGGGCAUUUUAUGAGCCCUAGAGAGAGCUUUGAAAGGGCAGAAUGAGUUGAUUCAUUUCCCCAACUAAAGGAAUCUUUCCACAGUCUCCCUGGAAACUUGGCCCUUGGGGAAUCUUAACAAGGAGACCUGGUGAGGCAACAGUCGUUUCACUGUAGGGAAAAGCUCCAACCAGCCCCUGAGAAUGCAGGUCGGAAUGAUUCCGACUGCCUUUUGGCCUUUCCAUUUGUGUGGAGUCACAUGCUUCACUCAGAAAUCUUCCCAUGCCAUCAGGCCCAUGACAGAGGACCUGAGAAGCAGCUGACAUGUUUGAGAUCCACAAGUGGGUUGUUUUUGAAGCUCAUAUGUGAAGCACAGCUCACAGAAUGAAGAUCCCUGCAGGAUAGCGCUAUCCCAGAGGAGAGUCCAAGUCCUCAGGGCUCUGCCUUGACAAUCAAAAUCCAGCUCUUGGUGAGUCCCAAAGCAGACUAGAUCUAAUCAUUACAGUUGUUUCCAGAUGUCCUUUCUGGAGUUGAGCUAGUUUGGCAUGAAUAACACUAUUAAGGCACAGGGUAGGGGUGUUACAUGAUCAGUCAUAACCAUUUAAAAGAGGGAGAGGAAUAAAAGGAAGAUGUUUCUGUGUAAAUCAUCUAAGGCAACAGACUAUUAGAGUUAUGUUGUUUCAUGACCAGAUUUAUCACAGCUUAUUAAAAGAAUAUUAAUACCUUCAACUUAUUUUUUUUCUUUUCAGAAGAGAUUCCCACUCCCCCCUCCCCCACAAGAUCUUUCAGUCUUGCUUGGCUUUGGCCAUCACUGUGUUGUGUGCACAGUGCAACAUUUCCCAGAAACUGUGAUGAGGUCCUUAGUUGUCCCAAGAACCAAAUCAGGAAGUAUUGAAGGAUUUGCAGCAUGGGUCCCAGGUGAAUUCUGAUUCCAGUAUUUGUUUGUCUUGAGCUCCUGGUUUCUUUUGUAAUUAUUUCUCCCCUUUGGCGUCCAUCACUAUUUUUUGUGAAAUGAGGUAGUGUGAGACAACGGCAGAAACAAGAAUCAAGCUCAGAAUUGUAGAAUUGAACUCACUCAUCUCUUCAGGACUGCGUACUACUUAGAUUAGCCCAGAGCUAAAAUGUUAACUACAGAAGAUGAACUGGGUGAGUAAAGUCACAGCUGAUCCAAAGCAAAAUCCAUCUCCUGACAAAGGAAGUCAAAUACCAAAUGAAGUUAGAAUCACAGUUACAAGUAGGGCUAUCUUCUUGUAAAACAAGGGCUACACAGCUCCCUAGUACCAGAUGAAGUGAAAUCUGGGAAAUACAGCCUGAUUUGGCCUCAAGGUACCAAACUAGCAUCCCUUUCCAAGAAAAUGGCACUGUCCUCAGUGUCCCCUUCUUGUGCUAGAUGUGAAAGCACAAAAAAGACCUCACCAGGAAUGAGACUGCCUGGGCUACAUUUGGGCACUUGUCCAGUGAAAUAGCAGAAGCUCUUCACGGCCCAUAAACCUGGUGACCACUGCAAGGACAAACAUCGCCAUUGUCUUGAAUCAUCACAAGAUGGAUCACACCUACAGUUGUCCUUGACUGCUUAGGAGAGUCCCAGGAAUCAGAAAAGCUUGGACAAAUAGCAAUGACAGAAAGUGUUGGGCAUCCCUCAUCUGUGUCUGAAACAAAACUGUUCUGGAGACGGUGGGCAUCCACCAUGUCCUCCAGCAAUUUCCCUUCACUCCCAUAAACCAGGAGCCAUCCCAGUUGUCCAACUCUCCUCUUUGGAAAGAGAGAAAACAUCAGCUCACAAUUAUAACCAAGGUCAAAGAUUCCCAAGGGACUGCUUCCUAUUUUACAUGAAGGUAAGAAGACUCUUAAGAGAAUAUUGGAGAAAUAAGUAUGUACCUGGAACUCUCCAAUCCUAAAGAGGAGGACUCAAGUGACAACAUCUUGACUUCGGGAGCUGCUGCACACAGACCUGUAACCUGCCCCUUGCUUCACCACUGAAAUCUAUCACGUGUCCCCUUAGGCACACACAUUUUUCUUUGACUGAGUUAGUCUCAGAAGACUUCCAUCUCAAGGUUUCAGAGUGUAUUUAAUGCCAUUUAAAGAAAUAGAUCCAACCUUCUCACUAACCAAAGAUUAAUACAAUAUUUCAAUAUUUCCCCCAUUUUCUUUUUAUCCUUCUUUCUUAUUUUUAAUUUUAUUAUACAAGUCCAUAGGCUCUGGGAGUUCUCUCAGUCCCUCCCCAAGUCCUCUCCCUGCUAACUGAUUUCCACCAUAUUAUUACAAUAGUAUAGUCCUACAUAAACAGUCAUAACUCCAUCAUCCUGCUAUUUAAGUGCAUCCUGACAUUGCAGGUACAGACAGUGUCAAACAGUUCAGCAUUCUAUUGUAGGAUAUUUCUAUAAAAACAAUUUGAGUUUCGGGAAAGCGUAGUUUUAAGGAUACAAUCAUCUGAGAUAUUUUGUGCACGGUUAGAGAUUUCACAAUAUUGACUAUGCAUAUAUUUAACAUAUAACAUACCCAACUGAUAUUUGAAUUGAUCUUACCUUCUUAACUGCUUGGUUGUCUUAUUUUAUAAGCCAGAGAGUUCAUUAAUCUAGCUAAUGAUGUCCAGCUUUUAUAAAAGAACAAGCACUUCAUGAUGGCUACUUGAGUUUCUUGAGACCUUUAACUGUGCUGAUAAAAUAACAGUACUUGCUUUCCAGCCUUAAUAAAUAUAAAAGGCCUUUUAAUGAAGAUGUAACUGAGUGCUUUCCCCAUAAAUCUGAACCAGAUUGUUACCAGUCUUGAUUGGUUUUGACUGAUUCAAAUAAAGUUGCUUUAUUUUCAAUUACUAUAAAAGUGA